CGUUUUGUCGACACACAGGAAGAACUGUUGCAGCAGAAAGUUUGCAGUAAAGUUGCUGUUGUUGGGAAACUUUCCACUCCUUCCUCACAGAUGAGAAGCAGCUGUAGGGACUCAUAAUCGUCACUCAUGAGACGCUAUGUGAGCUGGUGUGCAGACCCUGCAGAGCCACCAACGCCUGCAGAGAAAGAUAAUAUCUCUCUCCAAACCCAUGAUUCAGCUGCUCCAGGAUCAGUCCCACAUCUCCUCCUGACCCCUCCAGAAACCAGAGGACUGUUUUCAGUUGAACCUCCACAGACGACUGUAACUAAGAGAAGACAUGAUGAAAGAAAUGAUGAAAGAAGAAGAAGAGGACACAAGGAGGACUCGUCUCCUCACCUUGUCCUCCCCAGGAGCAGUCCGGUCAUCUCCAGACGGCACCGGCCCGUCUCCUGGAGCGGAGGAGGCACCGAUGGCUCUACUCUACCCAGGUCUGACGCUCCGUCUCUGGAUCAGCAUGUGACACAUGAAGGUGUUCACUUAUCCUCUCGCUGUGUCUCAUCAAACCUGAACGCUGAUGUUCACCUUCAGCUCAGUGAACAGCAGCGAUUGGCUGAGGAGCAGAGGGGGCGGGGUCCCUGUGACUGCCACAUCCCUCAGUCACCAGACCUCCCUCCUUCAGCAAACAUUAUCAGAGAUUGGCGGAGCAGCGGUAUCCCAGAAUUCUCUGCAGACCUCCUAAAGACUCGCUGUGAGCUGGAGCAGGAAAACUCUCAUUUCAUUGUGGUGGACUUGGUGCUAGAAGUUCUGGAGGGAGUGAAGUGGACGUUAAUGACAGAAACACAACAGCAGACACAGGGCCAGAUAAACUCACAACAACACAAACAACAACAAUGCAAACAACAACACAAACAACACAUCCAGACCAGCACAUGCUUCACCGUGGACUCUGCAGUCACUGAAUGGCUGCAACAGAGUCAUAAUCACAAACACACAAAUGCUGCUGAAGAAAUGCAGACAACACACAAAAACACACACUCCUACACACUCUCACACAAACACACACAGGAAGUGAAGGAUGGCCAGUCAGAGCAUCAACCCAAGACGUUCUCUGUCCUCUCCACUGACAGCGGAUUUGAAGACGGAGGGUUUGAGUCGGUGCAUACAUCCAGAGAUUCUCCUAGGCAUGCGGAGCGUCUGGCCCAGCAGCUGGUGUCAGAGUUCAAGAGGAGCUGGCUUCCUUCAAACGGACCUCGACGCGGACGUUUGAGUCUGAGAAGCUCACUGCAGGAGUUACCAGGUGGAGGCGGUGUGACGGCGAGCAGCAGCAGCAGCCUGACAGCCGAGAUCAGACUGAGGACCAGGAUGAGAGGGCCGCUGAGUUGGGCACCGCCACCAGUCCAGAUCAUCUUCAGUGUGCAGCCCAACCUGAGACGCAAUCACAUCAUUGCUCUGCAGAACUUCCUGUGUGCAGGAUGUGGAACUGAAUUUGAGCACAAGCACAUCAAGAAGCUGCGUUACUGUGACUACCUGGGCAGGUAUUUCUGUGAUUGCUGCCACAGCAGCUCUGAGGCUGUGAUUCCUGCUCGAGUGCUUAAUGACUGGGACUUCAGCAGGUUUCCAGUGAGUGAUUUCUCCAAACAGCUGCUGGACUCGAUCUGGUUCCAGCCUCUGUUCGAUCUGAGCCGUGUGGGUAAAAAUCUCUAUGGCCGAGUGAAGGAGCUGCAGCGAUUCAGGGAGCUCCAGGAUCAGCUGCUGGGCAUCAGGAGGCUACUGAUGGCCUGCAGGUUAUCAAAAUGUGUGAUGACAGAGUUUGACCAGCUUCCCGCUCACCUGUCAGAGCAGCCUCAUCUUUUCUCCAUGGAUGACCUGCUGAGAGCAAAGAAGGGUCAGCUCGUCUUUCAGGCACGAGGUGUGCUUAACGCCGCUGUCAGCCACGUGGAAAACUGCCAGCUGUGUCAGGCUCGAGGUUUCAUCUGUGAGUUCUGCAGAGAAAAAGACAUCAUCUUUCCGUUUCAGACUGAUGUAUGCAGGCGCUGUCCAGUGUGCAGGACGUGCUUUCAUAAACUUUGUUUCAUGGAGAGGAGGUGUCCAAAGUGUGCUCGAAUCCAAUCCCGUAUAAAGACUUCAGCCAGAUGAGCGCUGGGAUUACAGCAGUAUUACCCAGCUCCUCUGCACUUGUUUGAGAUUGCAUAUUUCCUAUGGAAAUAAAUGAGCAGAAUGAGUCUUUAUUACCUCA
Cheilinus undulatus (humphead wrasse) is the source of this 2215-nucleotide messenger RNA. It is a transcript of the gene rubcnl, whose product is annotated as rubicon like autophagy enhancer. The transcript is spliced from 16 exons. The coding region runs from base 127 to 2115 and encodes 662 amino acids. The record is from RefSeq and is a predicted model, not a curated record. Gene Ontology annotation, biological process: autophagosome-endosome fusion; autophagosome maturation; autophagosome-lysosome fusion. Gene Ontology annotation, molecular function: phosphatidylinositol phosphate binding. NCBI's taxonomy places the organism in Eukaryota, Metazoa, Chordata, Actinopteri, Labriformes, Labridae. Gene Ontology annotation, cellular component: autophagosome membrane; intracellular membrane-bounded organelle.